UCACCGCACACGCCGCUCCGCCAUUGUUGUUGUUAUUGAGAAGCUUUGUUUACUAGACCGACAUUUCUGAGGAAAAACCUUUAUUUUAAGUUGCCCCACCCCUUCCGUUUAUGUAGUUUUUGGGUGAGAACAAAGAGUUUUGUGUCGCUUUGAUCGUGAGACCCAAUAUGACGAGUUUUAAGAAGGAUUUCCUGUGUUUUAUGUGAAAAUUUUAUGAGAAUCUGCGGAGUUUGUGCCUUUCUUUUGCUGCUCUUUUUUGGUCUUCCCUUAUGCCAUCUCCACGUUGAAAGAGAGAGAGAACGAGGAAUAAGGCAAGAUGGAUGCAAGCAAGACCUUAGGAAUGACGUCGGCGAUCAGCCUGGCAAAACCCAAGGCGUCUGACUUAGAGCAUACAAGGGAACUUGAGGAGUAUUUAAGAGAUGCGGGUAUGUUCGAGACUGAUGCCGAACUAAAUCACAGAUUUGAAGUCCUAGGAAAGCUGAACAAUCUUGUAAAAGCAUGGAUUCGAGAUGUAAGCAUAAAUGUCAAGAACAUGCCCCCACAAAUAGCAGACACAGUUGGUGGUAAAAUCUGCACUUUUGGUUCCUACCGAUUAGGUGUUGCAGGGAAAGGUGCUGAUAUUGACGCCCUUUGCGUUGCCCCAAGACACAUUGAACGGCAAGAUUACUUUACAAGUUUUUAUGAACUGCUUAAGGAACAGAGUGAAGUGACAGAGAUGAGAGCAGUUGAAGAGGCCUUCGUCCCUGUUAUCAAAAUGAAAUACGAGAACAUCGAGAUUGAUUUGCUCUUCGCACGGUUAGCUUUGAAAGAGGUGCAUGACUCGGUUGACCUCAAUGAUGACAGCAUUCUCAAAAACCUGGAUGAGAAGUGUGUCAGGAGUCUCAAUGGUUGCAGAGUCACAGAUGAGAUUCUGCGCCAAGUCCCAAAUAGAGAGAGUUUCAGAUUGGCGUUACGAGCAAUAAAAUUGUGGGCAAAACGUCAUGGUGUAUACAGCAACGUUCUCGGGUAUCUUGGUGGUGUGUCAUGGGCUAUGCUUGUAGCAAGAACAUGUCAGCUGUAUCCCAAUGCUACAGCUUCUACCCUAGUUGAAAAAUUCUUCCUAGUGUUCUCAAAAUGGACAUGGCCUGCUCCUGUAUACCUCAAACAGCCCUAUGAUGCAAAACAUGGGUUUAAGGUCUGGGAUCCUCGUGUGAAUGUACAAGACAGAUUCCACUUGAUGCCAAUCAUCACACCAGCAUACCCACAACAGAAUUCCACUUUCAACACGUCCCAAUCCACAAGAGCUGUCAUGGUGGAGGAGUUCAAGAUGGGUCUUCAGAUCACAGAGGACAUCAUGUUGGGAAAAGCUACAUGGGAUAAACUCUUCCAGCCGCCAAACUUUUUCAUGAAAUAUAAACACUACCUUGUUGUGAUUGCUGUGGCUCGGACCCCAGAAGACCAUUUAGAGUGGUAUGGACUUGUUGAGUCAAAAAUCCGACACUUAAUUUCCAGUCUAGAACAUAACCCAGCAAUAAAGACUGUACACAUAAACCCUGUGACUUUUAACUGUCAGGACCCAGAAUAUAAGGAUAAACCACAUUCAUCAUGGUUCCUUGGGGUGGACUUCAAUAAAAGUGAAAAUGUAAAUAUAGAUCUCACCAACGACAUCAAUAAAUUUGUAGAAGUUGUGUAUAAGCAGAGCACCUACAACAAGGCAUACAAAGAAGGCAUGGAGGUCAACUGCAAGUAUGUCAAGCGGAAACAGCUGACAAACUAUCUGUCGCAAGAAGACCUUGACAAAUACAAGCCCAAAGUCGAGGAAGGGCAGCCCCAGACCAUCAGACAGAAGAGAAAGUCGGAUGUCGGGUCCCAAGACUCCCCGAGCAGAGAAAGUCCAGAGAAUAACAAAAAGCCCAAAAUUGAUGGUGAUUUGACUACUCAGGCCACUCUGAAUGGUGAUGACUCAAAUAUCUCCAUAGAUGAAGCAUUUUCAAAUACGUCAAUUCCAGGCCUAGCUCCAGAAAUAAAUGCAGCACAGCCUAAGCCACCACCACGGACAAAGCCACCAUGCUCCCACCAACGGGCGCGUGUCAUUCUCAAGGCCCGUCGUCAAGCCUCCCCCUCUGGUCCUGGCAAGACAGAGGCUCUCAAGCAUUGAACUUCCUGAUGUCCUCACCCCUGAACCUCCUCAACUUGCAGCCACACGAAACAAUUUCAUAAUUCACUUCAAGUGAACCAUGCUGAAGGUGGAGGAAUGUGCUGUAAUGUGCAGUGGAAAAGGAAAAUGAGGAACAUUUAAAGGUUGAUGAAGUAAUGGAUGAUACAUCACACAUUUUUGUAGAGUGAUACAUUCAGUGGGAAAGAUUAUUAUUGCCCAAGUAACUCUUUGGUUCAUUCUAGGAGCCUGAAAUCAGAUGUUGGCAGUUUAAGUGGUUAUAUCCGAGCCUUGGUAAAUGAGUAAGGGUACGAGGAAUGAAAAGGUCGUCUGCAUCUGUUGACUUGGUCUUGUCUCAUUCAAGGAGGAAUUUUAUUUUAUUUUCUUCUGGCAAAGGUUACACAUUUGGUUCUUUUAUACUAUAUAUAGAUAUACUUCCUUUACCAAUAUGUAUGUUCCUCCAAGUGGAACAUAACUUUUCUCCAGACUUUGUUUUUAAUGACUUUUCAUCAUAUAUUAAUUCAUUCACAAAUGAAAUUGUAACCAGAAGUCUUUAAGUAGUGGUUCUGAUUGUAACCUGAAAUUGUGCCCAACAACAUGAUCAUGCUUUCAGAGACUUAAGCUUGAUGGUUUAGUGGUUGAAUGUUGGUAUCACAAUGGGACAAAAGUGCAAAAAAAUGAGAAAUAGAUAGAUAAAACGGUAAAAAAACAACAAAAACAAAAACAAAAAAACAGCUUGUAUGAGGAGCUGGGACAUUAGUAAAAGGCAUCAUAUGCCUAUUUAUAUAAAUAAGAAAGUACUGUAACUAAUUGGUAGUGAGUUUCUAAAGGCAAAGGACAUAGCAGUUAAUAUCAGGGUUAAUAUAUCUAUUUUUUCUGGGAUUUUUCAUUUUAUUAUAAGAUACAAAUCUUAUUUUCACUGCUAUAAAUUCACCAUGCCACCUGCUAGUGCUCAAGAUCAUGAUAUUGAUAAUUAACACAGUGAUGUUGAAUACUAAGUAUUUGAUGAGAUAAUUGACCUUGAUGGUGUGUACUGUUACAGUAAUGAGCACUUACAAGCAUUUCAGUUUGGAAAGUGGUAAAUAUCAGUGAAACCUUUUUUAAAACACUGUAAUUGAACACAACAGCCUUACAUUGUAAUGCUUGGUAUGAAUGACUUCUAGCCAUUCAUUCAUAGGAAAAUUAAGUUCGCCAAAAAAAUUCUAUACUUCAGUGUUCUCCAAUAAAAUAAUCAUGUAAUUAGUAUAUCAGCCGGGACACUUUUAAUGUAGUACUAUUCAUUCCGCUAAUCUUAGUGUGUACGCAUAUAUCAUUCAAUCAAUGGUAAAAAGGCAUGGUUGAUUACAAUAUUUAUUUUAUUUAUUUAUUAUUUUUUAUUAUGAUGUAUGUUUUUUUAUCAUUUUAGAUUGGUUUACGAGAUGUUGAUAAGCCAAAUAUAGUAUAUUUGUGCUGGGUAUCAUAAUUUUAAGGGUCAUGAUGAGAAGGUCAUAUCCCAAUUAAUACUAAUAGCAGGCAGUAGCAACUUUCUGAUUUUAAAUUUUGCUCUUUACGAGUGACUGGACUUUUGUUUAGUUGUCAUGCUCAAUAACUGGGUCUAUAUAUGAAUAUAUAAAACAAAAAAUCAUAAAUAUGCAUAGACACUCACUCUCUCUCUCUCUUGGAUAUGUAUACACUCAUUUUCACACACACUCACACUCACACUCACUUUCACACACUCACACUCACUUUUACACACACACACACACACCACACACACACACACACACACACACACACACACA
Penaeus vannamei (Pacific white shrimp) is the source of this 3915-nucleotide messenger RNA. RefSeq names its product poly(A) polymerase hiiragi (gene hrg). Lineage: Eukaryota; Metazoa; Arthropoda; Malacostraca; Decapoda; Penaeidae. Gene Ontology annotation, cellular component: nucleus. The record is from RefSeq and is a predicted model, not a curated record. Gene Ontology annotation, molecular function: RNA binding; poly(A) RNA polymerase activity.